This is a messenger RNA of Acanthopagrus latus (yellowfin seabream), 4361 nucleotides long. RefSeq names its product limb and CNS expressed 1 like (gene lix1l). The record is from RefSeq and is a predicted model, not a curated record. Gene Ontology annotation, cellular component: cytoplasm. Lineage: Eukaryota; Metazoa; Chordata; Actinopteri; Spariformes; Sparidae. The coding region runs from base 783 to 1853 and encodes 356 amino acids. The transcript has 6 exons. Gene Ontology annotation, biological process: autophagosome maturation.
AUGGGUGAAAUGUAAGAAAGAGUGGCAGAGGAGGGAUCAUUCUUCUAGGAUGGAUGGACAAAAGCUAUCAAGACAAAGCAGUAGUAGUAGUAGUGGGCCAAACACAGAAGUAAAUAAAGCAGACAAAAAAACCCCAAACAAAAUAAAUAAAAAAAAAAAAAAUAACAACAUGUAAUGAGAACAGAACAAUUACAACAAUGAGAUUAAGUCAAAUCUGUGUUGGGUUAAACAUAAUGCUGCAUAAGUACAGAUGUGUCACAGCAAAGUGACCAUAUUGUGUGACAAGCACUGGUCUGAUCAAUAAUAAUCACAAAAACAUAGUCGCUGUUACAAUAAACGGGCUGGAAAACAAAGACAAAUCAUUGUGCAGUGCAACAGCCCAAUUACAGAAGCUAGUGACAUAUACACACAAGCAACAUAUUACAUACUUACAAAGUAAAUCUAUACAUCUAUACUGUAGGAAACAAUAAACGAUGGCUACAAUAGGGAAAACCACAGGCAUCCAGGGUGAGACGUGCAAAAAUACUGCAAAACACGGCGACAGUGAAGGCAUCAUUUGACUGACAAUCCCGCAGCCUAAUCCAGAGAGUGAGGAUGCAGAGCAGCAGUGAUAUGUGUCGAAUGAACAUCGGCUGAGCACUUCUUUCGGCUGUGAUUGACAAAAGCCAGCAAACACUUUUGUUCAUUCGGCUUUAGAGAGCCCUUUUCCGAGCCCGAGGCCGUCGGCUUUGACGCUGUAAAUCUCCUCCGGACCGGGACCUCGCAGACGUUACGUUGGGACAAUGGAAUCUAACGUUAUCCCGGACAGUAUCCGCCCUCAGCGGCUACAGCCAGGGAUCGGAUUCGGUUCGGGACCGACCGGGACCCUCCGCUCCUCUCUCCGGCCCGGGGUGACGGUCCCCAUCGCGCCGCUCUUGCCCUCCCCGGCCUCUCUGGCCGCGUCGUCCGGGCCUCCUCCUCCGCCUCCCCCGCUGCAGCUCCACAGCCUGUACGGCGGUGUCGGAGCGGGGCUGGGGCCGGGGGCUGCCGGCCACUGUAACCCGGGGAACCCGGCGGUGCUGAAGGAGGCGGUGGAGGCUGUGGUCCGCAGCUUCGCUAAACACACGCAGGGUUACGGCAGAGUAAACGUGGUGGAAGCUUUGCAGGAGUUCUGGCAGAUGAAACUGACCAGAGGGGCUGACCUGCGGAACGGAGCGCUGGUGGUUUAUGAAAUGGUCCCCUCCAACAGCCCGCCAUACGUCUGCUAUGUUAGCCUUCCCGGAGGCAGCUGCUUUGGAAGUUUUCAGUUCUGUCCCACCAAGGCCGAGGCAAGACGCAGCGCUGCCAAGAUCGCCCUGAUGAACUCGGUUUUCAACGAACACCCCUCUCGUCGUAUCACAGAUGACUUCAUUGAAAAGAGCGUCAGCGAGGCUCUGGCCUCCUUUAAUGGAAACAGAGAAGAGGCAGACAACCCGAACACAGGAAUCGGAGCAUUUCGCUUCAUGCUCGAGUCCAACAAAGGCAAAUCGAUGCUGGAGUUUCAGGAGCUGAUGACAGUGUUCCAGCUGCUGCACUGGAAUGGGAGUCUCAAAGCCAUGAGAGAACGACAGUGUUCCCGACAGGAAGUGCUGGCUCACUAUUCCCAUCGGGCUCUUGAUGACGACAUGCGCACUCAGAUGGCCGCCGACUGGGUGAACCGAGAACAGAGUGUAGCGAGCACCAUCGCGCAAGAGCUGGCAUCGACGGAGCGAGAACUGGAGGACGCCAGGCUGGCGGGCAGAGAACUGCGUUUUUACAAAGAGAAGAAAGACAUCCUGAUGUUAGCUGUGGGCCAACUCAAUGCAGCCAACACUGCCACCCUGCCCUCGCACUAAAACCUGCCGUUCUCUAUGGAAACACGCCUUCACACUCUGUGGGAUUCCUGGUAAAGAUAUCGAUCACUUCAUAGGUAUAAAGGUGAUGUCGUUUGAAGUUUUAGGGUUUUUUUCUUAUGCUUUGUCAUGAGGACCAGGUAAUAAGGCCUUGACUUACAGUAUGCACAUCUGUCCGUAAAGUAAACACCUGCCGCUAUAGCCGUUACCUCUUUGUGCCUAGUGAUUACAGGAUAACAGUGCUUUUUUUUUUUUCAGAAAAACCUGUAAAUGUGCUUGGCAUACCAGCUGACUGAGGUUUUUUCCUUGUUUCACAUGUAUGUAGACCUACAGAAACAAAACCUGCCUUUCAUCAGUGAAUGUACGGGACAUAAGUUAAGAUGACCCAUCGAACCAAACACAUUUGUAAAAGGUGUGCAUCACUCUGAAGUUUGUCUCUCACGUUUUGGGUGUGUUCAUUUGCAUAUAUUAUUUUGGCAGGUGAAGGUGGUAAAAUAUAUGGGUCUUAAAAUCCUUGAUCGCAUGUACCCCAUGUCCAUUAAAGGUCCCAUAUACAGACAGCGUUCUGUUUUAGUGCCUGUCUCUUUAAGCCCCCCCUCCCGAAAAGCCCACUCUGCUGCGAUUGGUCAGCUCCCACAGGCCUGAGCAGGCACCGCCCAAUUUGUUUCCACAUUAACUCCCUUGUAAGGGCGGUGACUUCACAACCUUAUGGAAGUCCUGAUGCCUCGUUUGAAGCCUCAUCUCAAUACAGAGUUUUUGGAUUGAGCGCUUUUAAACUUUCAGAGUAUUUAAAGCACCAUGCCCAGCUUUAUUAUCAAAAAAGACACAGAGAUCUCGCUUUCUACAAUAUGGGACCUUCAAUGAAAUAGUGUAAAUAUGUGGAAAUUGCAUCCUCGAGUAAUAACCAGAAUUCAAGUAAGCAUUUAAUCAUACUUAUUGGCUCUUGUAAUAAUUUGAGGGUACUUUGCAAAAAUGUCAGCAGACGACUGAUUGCUCUGACAGCAGCUCAGGUUUUUGAACAAUCCAAAAGUGAACCAUCACUACAUUUUAUUUUCUUUAUGAAGGUUUUUGACAACUUUUUUAGUUUCCAUUGUAUGCCUGGUGACCAUGACACUGGCUGAAUGUAUAUUUUCAGUGUGCUAGCAACUAAAGGGUCUGAAACGCGAUGCCGUUUAACAUUUAGACUAUUGAAUUGCUCUAGAUUGUGUUUCUUUUGUCGUGUGCUUCAUCUAGCAGUGGUCAGAGGUAAAAUGUGAAGGCCAAGUUGUGAGUUGAGGGUUUUUAACAAGCUGAUUCAUCAUGUGUGAGUCAUUGCAGUUGAUGCAAAACAAUACCAGCCAGUGUGGUUUCUGUUUUUCAACAGACUGGAAACAGAAUGUGUUUGUUCGCAGUGCUAUUGUACAGUAUGUCCAUGAGCUAAAAACAUAGUAUGUAACUCGCACUUAACACAUUUCACAUAUUUUUACGUUGAAGGACCUGAUCUCUUUUUUGCUGUAAAUGUUUUUUUUUCCCCAUCCAUCCAAAAUGUAUUGAAUACAUUAUUGUGAUGGAGAUGUUUGGGUGAGUAGCCUCUUAAAGACCCCAUCUAAUGGAAGUGAGAGUUUAAUUGGUCAUGUGUGGCUCUGGUUUGAAGGAAAUGUGGGAAGCGAGUUAUGCAAGUUAAACAGCAGGAGGGCCCGUCUCCCUGCUGAAUGCUGGAUUACAACAGCAGAAACUGAUUACGCUCAAUUUGAGGAGGCGGCAAACAGAAAACAAAGCAGCAGAGAUACAGUGUUAUUAAAGCCAGAACCAAUUUUAUUAUUUCAUUGCUUGAAUUAUUGUGCCUUUAUGAAAUUGGUCACAUGCAAUAGUUUUGCAUGUAAGAAAAAAACAAAAACUCUUAGUUUGAAUUUCAUUCAAUGAGGUCUUUAAGGGACGUUUUACUCUUCCUUACGAGUUUUUUUUAUCAUUGUCAUUUAAAGGUAGAAUUAUAGAUUACAUGCUAUAGUUGCAGUACCUUGAAUGAAUAGUUUAAGAUUUUGGGAAAUGUGUUUAUUUAUUUGGUGGACAGUAAGAUGAGAAAAUUGAAGGAAAAACUACCAUGGCUUGCUCACGAGUAAACAAGCUAUAUCUUUUUUGUUUAAUCUGUAUAAAAACCAAAGUGUGAAAAUGGUAAUUCACUUUUUCACAGGUGUUUGAGUGCUAGACUAAACCAUUUCUCGACUGGGGCCAGUAACUUCCUGGAGUCUCUGCUCUGAGCCAUGAAAUAGUCUGGCUAAUUUGUUGCUCAUAUUAUGUUAAUAUUUACAGCACAAACGUACAAUUGGUCAAUCUUUUCAUCUAACUCUCCACCAGAAAAUUGAUGAGCGUAUUUCCUAAUAUAGCAAACUGUUCUUUAAAUAUGUUAUGUGACAUUAGAUUAAGAAUGAUUUAUAAAAUCUCUACUACCUUUGGCACACAUUUAUGAUAAUGAUCACUUUGCUAAAGUAUGUGUGUGUGUGUGUGUGUGUGUGUGUGUAUAUAUAUAUAUAU